UGCAGGUGUACACAGAUCCAAGCGCUCCUCGCGCUCAGUUUAAGCGCGAGCCUCAAGAUGAAAGUUCCACCUGUGGGCCGCGCGAGGAUCCAAACAGACUGAACCGACAGUGCGUGCCGCGCACUAAAAUGCCCAAAAGUGAUACCUGGCCAGGCGGCACUGAACCAGAGACGAUGGACGGCAUGGACAGAGCUGGUAGCUGCGACAGCGUUGUCAGCGCAAACUCCGGCUUCAGCGAGGACAGUCUGGAGCAUCUUUCUGCAGAAGAGAAGGCCUGUCUAAUGUUUUUGGAGGAGACCAUCGAGUCGUUGGACAACGAAGACGACAGCGGACUUUCCCACGACGAGCCUGAACGCCUGCCCGGCCCUGGCAACGUCGCAGCCAAACUCAACGACCUCUCUGUCUCCGUGGGCAAAAGUCACAUCAACAGUUCACAGAAACCGGCCAAGCAACCCGUCCAGAAAAAUGUUGACACCAAACACAUGCAGCGCUACCUUGUCCCUACGCCUCUAAUCGUGGCGAGCAGCUCUCAGUGUUCUGCUCCUAGCACCAAGGCGCUCGCUCCUGUGGACAAAACGGCUUUUUCCAAGUCUCAGCUCACAUCGACAAACAUCGUACCGCCUUCCGCAAAACCCAGGGAGAACUCGGCCAAGCAAGCGGAGGGCUUGUUACCAAGAGGACCUCUGUCCUAUGAGGCGCUUGCUCACCUGCGGAGAAAUGCUUCCCAGAAGAAGACGCCUUUGUGUCCCACAAUUGAUCACACGAUAGACUUGGAACGCGAACGUCCACCGCCAGUGAAAGGCCCAAAAUUUGGGAAUGUCACAAAAUCUGACAAAUCCAUCCCAGAGGUUCACAGGUCUAGGACAGUGCCACCUGCUGUGCCCCCGAAACCUAAAAAGAUACCUGCCAACGUCUAUGCGAAAGUCCAAAAUGAGGAACCCAUAACGCCAGACCUUUCGGAAAGUGUGAAGCACGCGACAAACCCAGAGGUGGUGAGAGAGGAAGCUUUGCAGAGGCUUGGACUGCUGAAACACGCGCAGGAAGAUGGAGCAGGUGCCCCUCCGCCUCCCCCAAAGCCCCAGCCCAGAAAACCUGCAAGGGGUCUCUCAGAUCCAACAAGACAGCCGGCGUCUGGUUCCACGCAGGAGCAUGCAGAACCCAGGAACAGGCCUCCAAAGCAUAGUCCUGCUGUCCAUCCCCAGUCCAAGGAGGAGCAGCCUGUUUUAUUAUUACACGUUCAGUCUCAGUCCGGUGGGCUGAAGACAGAAGGUCCGGAGCGCUCCGUCAACCAAGACCGCUUCACAAACCACCCUGAACAGCACCUACAGCACACCGCUUGUGCAAAACCAGCGAAAAACAAGACCACAGCUCAGCCUUCAGCCGACCCAGCCGUGGGCUCAGUGGGUUACACCGCCAUGGUGGUCCCUGGAAUGGGCUCCGAUCGAAAAGAGGCUCUCAGAAAACUGGGUCUGCUUAAGAGCUGAAGGUUUGCGAACAGCAGGAGCGUCUACAACUUAGAGGGUUUAAUGAGCGCCAACAACGUUAGAGCGUCAUUCAGUGUGGUGAAUCAACUCUAAACAGAAUAAGGCCAGCUCUGUUAAACGUAAAAUAUAUACUCACUCAUUAAGGAAAUAUGUCCUUAGGUUCCAAAGAAUCAACAAAAAUGCGCCUUGCACAUUUCAAACCUUUUUUACACACUUCUCUCAAGAUAAUGUAAUCUAAAUCAAAAUCUUUUAAUGGGAAUAAUUUUAAUACAGUACGCAAUAAGGCGACAAGAACUAAAUCAGCCUAAAGGUGCUUUAGGAGGUUUGCCCAAAUUGACAAUUAUUGCUUGUUCGUUUUUCACAGAUGUGCCUGAAGGAAAUAUGUUGGGUCAAUUGUUAUUUGUGUUUCGUGUAUAUUGUUUUGCAGUAAUUUCAUUAAAUGCACGAUCGAUUCCCAAAUGCUUGAUGGCUAAAAUAGUUUCUCUGUAUACUUGAGUUACGAAGUCUCUGAGAAUGCUGAAUUGUCUGUAUUUAAAUCCGAAAUGUUGAUUACUGAUAAGAGAAAAAGCAAUAAUUACGUCGAAAUGUUUUAACCUUUUUUGCCAUUUUCGAAAAAAAAAGGCAACUGAAGAAUAAAGAUUAAUGUGUGCAGCACCUUGAUACUCCAACGCUUCCAUUGUUUAUUUCAGCAUCGCCUUACAUCAGUUCAGACCGUUUCCCUCGGCAGAAGUGAGGAGCAGCCUUGUUAGUGACUGUUUGACCUUGUAAUUUGAUCAGCAUGGACCAACCUGCAGACCCUUUGACCCAUUUUUUUUUUUUCUGAAACAGAAGUAUUUCAUUCUGUACUUUCAUCACAGAACAUCAGCUAAACUACUCAUCUUACAGGCCACUCAGCUGAUGAGGAGGCCUGCUCAGCUGUUCUUCCAUUAUCCGAUUAUCUUGUAGACAACCCCCAUGUGGCGCUCAAGAUAAUCAGCUUUCUCUGUUUCGCUGAUGCCCCUUACAUGGAACCUUUCACUUUUAUCUCACUGGACUGACUGAAAAGCUUGUACGUUAGUCUGGAAGCCGCUGCGUAAUUGUUACAGUGACUUGCUCUCCGGGUAUUUUAUGUCUGAACAAAAAAAGAAGGCGUCACAUUGUGAAACUGGCACAGCUCUAGUAAUUUGAAGCAACAGGUGAUUAAAACUAGGUCUUUGGCAAAAA
Messenger RNA from Fundulus heteroclitus (mummichog), 2687 nucleotides. RefSeq lists its product as uncharacterized. NCBI's taxonomy places the organism in Eukaryota, Metazoa, Chordata, Actinopteri, Cyprinodontiformes, Fundulidae. The transcript is spliced from 4 exons. The record is from RefSeq and is a predicted model, not a curated record. Bases 129 to 1484 code for a protein of 451 amino acids.